GCUCUGGCGCUGGUGUCCGCCGGUGUCCGCCGCGGCUUAGGCUUGUUCCUGAUGUCGGUCUGGUCGGGCGUCGCUCUGUCCUCGCUUGCCCUCCCGCCCGGGGCCAUGAAGCACUAGAGCCCUGCGGGUGCAGUAAUCCUUCGCCGCCAGCAUGUUCGGCCGCUCCCGCAGCUGGGUGGGCGGCGGGCACGGGAAGGCCGCCCGCAGCAUCCACUCCUUGGAUCACCUCAAGUACAUGUAUCAUGUUUUGACUAAAAAUACAACAGUAACAGAUCACAACCGCAACCUGCUGGUAGAGACUAUUCGUUCUAUAACAGAGAUCCUUAUAUGGGGAGAUCAGAAUGACAGCUCAGUAUUUGACUUUUUCUUGGAGAAGAAUAUGUUUGUUUUUUUCUUGAACAUCUUGCGUCAGAAGUCUGGUCGUUACGUGUGUGUACAGCUUCUGCAGACUCUGAACAUCCUUUUUGAGAACAUCAGUCAUGAAACAUCACUGUACUACCUGCUCUCUAAUAACUAUGUAAAUUCUAUUAUUGUCCACAAAUUUGACUUUUCUGAUGAGGAGAUCAUGGCAUAUUACAUAUCAUUUUUGAAAACUCUUUCCCUGAAACUCAACAAUCAUACUGUACAUUUCUUUUAUAAUGAGCACACUAAUGAUUUCGCUUUGUACACUGAAGCUAUUAAAUUUUUUAACCACCCAGAAAGCAUGGUCAGGAUUGCUGUUAGGACUAUAACUUUAAAUGUCUACAAAGUGUCAUUGGACAACCAACCUAUGCUGCAUUACAUUAGAGAUAAAACUGCUGUCCCUUAUUUCUCCAACCUCGUUUGGUUUAUUGGAAGCCACGUGAUAGAACUGGAUAACUGUGUGCAGACUGAUGAAGAGCACAGAAAUAGAGGCAAACUGAGUGACCUGGUAGCAGAACAUCUUGAUCAUUUACAUUACCUUAAUGAUAUCCUUAUCAUUAACUGUGAAUUUUUAAACGAUGUGCUGACAGACCACCUACUUAAUCGGCUCUUUCUUCCCCUCUAUGUGUAUUCACUAGUCAAUCAGGACAAGGGUGGAGAGCGUCCAAAAAUAAGCCUCCAAGUUUCUCUCUAUCUUCUUUCCCAAGUUUUCCUAAUUAUACAUUAUGCCCCUUUGGUGAACUCAUUGGCUGAGGUUAUACUUAAUGGUGACCUCUCGGUGUUUUCUUCUAAAGUUGAGCAAGAUGUACAGAAAAACUCGGCAAAGUCAAGUAUCAGAUGUUUCAUAAAACCAACAGAAACACUUGAGAGGUCUCUUGAAAUUAACAAACAGAAGGGGAAGAAGAGAGUGCAGAAAAGACCCAACUAUAAAAAUGUUGGUGAAGAAGAUGAAGAGGAGAGAGGAUCUGAAGAUAACCAAGAUGACCUAGAUAAAACUAAAGAUAGAGAAGCGAGUUCAAAGGGCAUCCGAACAAGCAGUGAAAAUGAAGAAAUAGAGAUGGUAAUCAUGGAGAGGUGUAAACUGUCAGAAUUGCCCAUCUCUACUGUGACAGAACAGAAUACAACAGAUGAAGAAAAGAGUGCAGCUGCCUCUGGGAGUGAGAUAACAAACUGGAACAGGCCUUUUCUCGAUAUGGUCUAUAAUGCACUGGACUGUGCUGAAGAUGAUUACUAUGCCCUCUUUGUGCUCUGUCUUUUAUAUGCAAUGUCACACAACAAAGGAAUUGACCCAGUCAAGCUGGAGAGAAUUCAACUUCCAGCUCAACAUGCUGAAGAGAGAAAUUCAUAUAAUCAUGUGCUUGCAGAAGGGCUCAUCAGGAUAAUGAAUUAUGCUGCACAACCAGAUGGAAAAAUCCGUUUGGCAACUUUAGAACUUGGCUGCCUGUUGCUGAAGCAGCUUGUGUUCUCUAGGAACAGCAGCAUCAUAAAAGAUGUUCACCUUGCUUGCCUUGAGGGUGCAAGGGAGGAAAGCGUUCAUCUCCUUCGUCGUUUCUAUAAGGGAGAAGAAAUUUUUCUGGAUAUGUUUGAAGAUGAAUACCGGAGCAUGACAAUUAAACCCAUGAAUGUAGAGUAUUUGAUGAUGGAUGCCUCAAUCUUAUUGCCUCCAACGGGGACACCACUGACUGGUAUUGAUUUUGUGAAAAGAUUGCCUUGUGGAGAUGUAGAAAGAACACGAAGAGCAAUCAGAGUUUUCUUUAUGCUCCGUUCGCUAUCGCUGCACUUGCGAGAUGAGCCAGAAACUCAGUUACCGCUCACAAGGGAGGGAGAUCUGAUAAAGGCAGAUGAUGUUCUCGACUUGAAUAACAGUGAUCUAAUUGCUUGUACAGUCAUAACAAAGGAUGGCGGUCAAGUUCAAAGGUUCCUGGCUGUGGAUAUAUACCAGAUGAGCUUGGUUGAGCCAGAUGUUGCCAGGCUUGGAUGGGGUGUAGUUAAGUUUGCAGGCCUUUUGCAGGAUAUGCAGGUGACAGGAGUGGAGGAUGACAGCAGAGCUCUGAACAUAAUAAUUCAUAAGCCUGCCUCAAGUCCUCAUUCUAAGCCCUUCCCUAUCCUUCAGGCUACAUUUAUUUUUUCGGAUCACAUCCGCUGCAUUAUUGCAAAGCAGCGUCUUGCAAAAGGCCGUAUCCAGGCUCGACGUAUGAAAAUGCAGAGGAUAGCAGUUCUGCUGGAUCUUCCUGUUCAGCCUUCAACUGAAAUUAUGGGUUUUGGACACAGCUCUUCAGCUACAGCCCAACACCUUCCAUUUAGAUUUUAUGAUCAGUCACGGCGUGGUAGCAGUGAUCCUACAGUGCAACGCUCUGUUUUUGCAUCUGUUGACAAAGUUCCAGGUUUUGCUGUAGCCCAGUGUAUAAAUCAGCACAAUCCAUCACCACUCUCAUCACCGUCACCUUCCAGUGGCAGUGGGAGUACGGGGCGCUGUGAUUCAGUGGCUGCAAGCUCAACGUCCACCCCUUCUGCUGCACAGAGCCCAUCAGUAAGGUCUGGCAGGAAAGGACGUCGGCGGGUGUUUAGUCUGUCGGAGGCUGACAGUCACGGUGGACACUGGGUUUAGGUCUUCAAGCAGCAGCUGCAACAGAAACUCACGCAAUAUCAUUUCAGAUGAUGCUUCAGCUCCAGAGCAGCCUCAGAUGACCAUUUCUGGUCAGACGAUGUUGACUGAUGAAACUCUUUCAGCUGUCUCAAAGUCUAGCAAGAAUGCUGUAAAGAGCAGUGACAUAGAAACAGCAAACCUUUCUCCUAGCCUGAUUCCUGCGCAGCAGCCCACAAUAUCACUAAUAACAGAUGACAAUACAGAUGCGCUAAGUGUAGAGUCACUUACACUGGUGCCACCAGUUGAUCCACACAGCAUUCGAACAUUCAGCUGCAUUCCUCAGUCCUCUUUGCAAUCUGAAGCUGAAGUUUGCAAUGUAAAAGAGGUGGAGGAAGGAUGUUCUGACUAAAGCCAACCUGCAGACUGUGAUAAACAGUGAAGCAAAUGCAACCAAAUUCUUUGUUGUUUUUCCUUUGGGAGUGCAGAUACUUCUUGAAGCCUCAGAGGCCGUCUGGUCCACUAGAAGAGGUCCAUCGUGAAAGAGAAUGUGGGCAGCUUUUAGAGUAAACAUCAGAUGUUCAGCAUAUUUAAACUGGAGAAGAAAAAAGCUCAACUUUUAAAUCUGCACUGGUUGUUUCUUACUAAUUCAUGUUAUACAGGAACAUGAAAGUAUUUCAGAGCACCUACUCUCUUUCUAGUGUAGAGUUCCAGCUGCAGGAUCUAAGUUAAUUAUAAAAGGUCUACAGUAUUAUGGCAAAAUGAAGACAUUUUUGGAUAACUGGCUUCAGGAUAUUGUAUCAUUACUUCUCUGAAACUGGAGACAUACCACUGACCAGAAAAAAAUAAUAUAUUGUAGUACAGAGAUAACAUUUCCAUUUGAGACAUGGUGUGUUUUUCAGCUUGGGUUGUUUUGUUGUUUGUAUUCCAAAAUCCUGAUCUCAUUCAUCUUGUGGAGGUCUGCAUGAUACCAGCAGGCUUGGCCACUUUCAGUGUUGUCUUUGUUAGGACUCCAGUCUUCAGUAUUUGUGUUUUCCAUGUAUAAUAUUUAUUUCCAGGUUUGAUCCAAAACAAGAUAUAUAUCGAACAAUGUUUUUUAAAUAUAAAAGCCUAAAAUUUAAUGACAAAUGCUUAUACAAAUUAACAUAAGAGAGUUUUGAGACUACUUCAGUCUUUGGUUAAUCAGCUACAGAAAAUGUGAAAUAUCGUAUGAGAUUGCUGUAACUUGUUUCUUCACUUCUGACAGUCGAAUUGCUACACUUCUGAGGAGUGGUGAUAUCCUUUCUACUAAAGGACAAUUUCUAGAAGGAGAUGGAAGCAGUUUAAAGAGGUUUUUUUAAAUUUUUCGUCUUCAUGUAGGAAGGAGGUCAUCACAUCUAACUGAUAAGUCCUUUGCAAGUCUGAAACUCAAAAGGAAAGGUAUUGUGUAGUUCUUUUCCUGUCUGGGAUAGUAUUGCAGUUAAACAACAUUGCUACAUUAAAAUGAUUCUGAGUUUAUGCUUGCCUUACUUUGCUGCCUAGAUCCUGAUACCAAGUUGACAGUAGUGGGAAAGUGUUGAUUAAAGUUUGGAAUGUUCCUUGCUGACUUGAUACAUAAUUUAACAUGAAUGAAAUUUGAGAUUUCUCAUCAGUUUCCAUGUGUGUUAGUUAAAAUUACUAGUAAAAUGAGCAGACUUUCAUUAUUGCUCCGCUCCUAACAUUGAGUGGUUUCUGGCUCCCAAAGAUUGAAGACUACUGUUUACUUGGUGGUGUGAUUUCAGUCAUCAGUGCAAUCUGUUUCCUUAUUCAGUCUCUACUAACACUGAUUUCAUAUCAAGUAGGUGAAUCUGGAAAACUUUCACCUACUUCAGAGUCUCUUCUUUUACCACUUCCUGGGCUGUCACAUGGAAUACUUGAUGGGAUUUUGAAUGUUAUAUUUAUAUAUGAGAUUGACUAAUCCACAAGUGUAACUUUGGUCACUUUUUCAAUCUUUUCCUUCACAUAAUAAUCCUUGUAAAAUGUGUAUACAAGAUGUCUCCUAUUGAACACCGGCAGGUUUUUUUUCUUCCCUUACUAGCUUUUACAUGCAAUUCUGUUGAAUUCUAGUUUUCUGUGACUUCUACUUUCUCUCAAAUUGGAUUAACCAAUAUUCCAGCCAUUCCAAACUCUAAAUGGAUUCUGAGAGUUGGGUGUCCUCAGCACUGCUAUGGAUAUGGGAUGAGAAUUUGGCAUUGCUGGAGUAAGAGCCUACUUUUUAUUUUUCAUCAUAUGCUUGGGGUGAGUUUACACCUGCAGUCACUGUGCAGCUAAUGUGCAUGUACCUGAACAAGUUUAGACAUCAGUAUCAAUUUGGGCACAAGGACCACAUAAAUUUUUUAUUAGCUGAACUGAUCACAGUCUAGACUUCCUUCUAGUAUGUUGCAGCGUUACAUUGUAGCCUCAGUAAUAUUUUGAACAUCAUUAUAAAAAAUGCCUUACUUAAUUUGAAAGCAUUUUAUGUUAGUUGUUAACCUUAAAUCAUGACCUAGAUUACACAAAAUGCCACUGUGCAGGCUGAGUUCCCUUAAAUAGAAUUAAUUUUAGACAGGAAAACCUUGAUCUUUAUCUAAUUUCAAAUUCAGUUCUAGGAAGAUUAGGACCGUGCAAAAGGAGUCUUUAUACUGGUGUGUAUAAUCUUACCUUUGAGCCAUACUGCACAAGAAAUGAGGUGGAGAGAAAGCUGACUUUGUGCUUUUCAUUGCCUUUGAGUGGCUUUUAAAUCUCAUGACCAGUUAUCUCCCGAGAGCUUCACAGGAAAUGACUGAGAUACAUACUAUUUUUAGGAAAAUAGAAGACUUGUCUACUCUCUAGUCCACUGCUGGCAGAGCCAUGCUGGUCAAGGAGUGGUAAGGUAGGAUAUCUUCUAGCAGUUCUAUCCAAAAGCUCCCUGCAAAGAUGGAGUUGCACUAGGAAAGCUCUGACUGCACCAGCUCUACCACUGUUGUUUUAUAAACACUACAACCAGUACAGACCAACCUGUAUCUCUGGUUAUGCCACAGAAGCAAUUGAAUUUAUUUUUUUUUUUUACCUGUUACUUGCUUUUUCUAUUAAGGCAUAUGGUACGACUGUGCAUCAUGCUGCGUUAGGAGACUUCAGAAUGUAAAAGCUCUGGAGAUGCUGAAGUAAUCUGUCAUCAGCAGUCUGUUAUCUCUCCAAGUACGGUGUUAUUCGUCUGCAGUUCCUUGAAGAGUAUCGCAUGUAUCUCAUCCUUAUCAGAAGAGCUCUAGGGCUGUUUCCUUAUACCCCUUUCACUGUAAAAAGGAAACUCAACCAAGAAAGCAUUAGCACAUCAGCCACAAAUGUAAUUUUUUUUCUAAACGAAUGUUGACACGAGUUAGUGUAACAUCACUCUUUUUAACCAAAUCCAAAUACCAAGUUGCAAAUGAGAGCAGCAGCUAAACAACUGGCUGUUCAAAAGGCUCACUAUUCUGGUGUAAUACUGCAGAGGGAGGUAGAAUCACUCUAAAAUAAGUAUAGCAGUGUUCCAGAGAAAAAUGCCAACAUUUUGGAGAUGCUAAAUUCUCAGUGUUUGUUUGUAGAGGCUAUGUCUGUCUUCAGCCAUAUUCUCUUAACAUAAAACAGUUCUAUUUUUCUCUUCCUUUUGAGAAGAGAAGCCAAAGAAGCUAAGGCACACUAAAUGUUACUUUGCUAUUUUAUGGUCUCUGUGGCUCAUUUUAUCAAAUUUUACCAAGAUAUCACUUGUUUAACAGAACUAUGUGUUGCCUUCACUGUUAGGUCUCACUGCCUCUCUCUGGUCCCUUGGCUUUUCUGUCAUGCAGCGUACAACAAUAACAAGACUCAAGCUUUUCACCUGUGAAGAGUGUAAUGGCAGCAUACUCUUGGUAAUUUGGUAAAGAAGGGGAGGGAAGAAACAUUAGUGCCCAAUUCUGAUGUCUAUUUCACCAUGGAAGUAAUGCUUGCAGUGUGAAACCUGUGUGUGAAAAUUACUUAUUUGCAGAAUUUCUUUGAUGUAGGAAGAAACCAAAGGUUAAGCUUCCUGUGUUCCAUUUUACAAGCUGUGUGGAUUAAACCAAAUUCAUUAGAACUGUGUUCACAUAUGUUAAUACUGAAAGCUGUAUUUUUGUGUGUGAAAUAAUGAAUUAUAUAUAAGGACUGAGCUUAUUUGUAUUCCCCCCUGCUAAUUCAUGAUAAACUAAAAUUCUGACUUCCUUAAAUUAAGCUGAGUUAAAAAUAAACAAAUAAAUACAAAGUGACACCUGUUAAAGAAGCUCCUCAAUGUUCUUUGCUUUACAGCACAGUUGGAAUUUUUCUUGAGGUCACUUGGUAAGGAAGUUUUGGGAAUAUCUUCCAGAAUUAAUUUAUCCUUAUCCAGUAUUGUUGCUAAAGAGCAGGUAUGUGACAUUUAAAAACUCUUCUUCUGUAUCCAGAAUUUAAGACUUAAAGCUAGAUCAGUAUUCAGAGUUUUAAGUCAAUGUCCAGCGAUUCAUAUGACCCCUUUGCCUCACAGAGACAGAAUAUAGGGGGAAAUAAUGGUUUUUUGUAGAUUUGAAGUGUUCUUGUGUGUAGAAUUUGAAAACUGGUAGUUAAAAUAGUUUGUUUAUAGCAAAACCAGCAAUCUUUAGGAUUGAAAUUACUGGGGCGGUGGGCAUUUCUAAUUAAGCAGUGACUGUAAUUUCCACACUUCCUGCAAGUGGCCUGGGAUGAUUACUUUAAGCGAUCUAAGAAUUCAGUAUUUGUCCUGCAGUUGAGUGUCAUUUUGCUAGUAGUAAAUUAAAUUUCAAGCAAUAUGCUUGAAGACAUAGGUAAGCGAUCAGACAAGCAAGGCAAACUGUAAGUACGAAGCCACUCUAUGAAAGUAAACACUUUAAUACCAUGGGCUGUCAGUGCUCUAGUGUAAUCAGUCACUCUUUUUGCUGCAUGCGUUAUAGGUAAAUGACUACAGAAUAGCCUAAUGCAUAGUUUUACUAACCUGCACAUAGUACUCUUAAAAAAACCCGAAAAACAAAAAACCCACAAGGCUAAACAUUCUGAUGUUGUCUUCACUAAAGUUAAACGGGGAGUUGCUUUUAAAAGAGAAUUGCACAGGCAGCUGUUAUAUAGAAAACCAUUAGUCCUUUAGUUGAAUCAAAGGGACAUCAGACAGGGGCAUCAGUAUCGCUGAGAUCUAGACAUUGUGCCUCAAAGAUAAUGAGCCUCCUUGAUGAGUCUUCUCAUUUUUAGGCAACCUAAUGUUAGGCAUCUAUAUGUAUGUUGAAGAUCCUCUUCCUAUCUGUUACUCUCUUCUUGAAACAAUUUUUUGGUAUGUCACUGUAUAGCCAUCACUGGCUUACCCUAGGAUGUCACUAACCUGGGCACUGCACUUCUGUUACCUGGAAGUCUUUGGAGUGUUUCUCCUAUGCUUGCCUGCUCUAUUGCUCUGACCUUUCCCAACAUUUGCAGCAUGAAUUAGAAAGAAAUAUAGUAAUUCUUACUGUCUCAGAAUAAUAACUCUUUCUUACUUUCUCCUAUUGGCUUCUGAAAAGCAGAUGGUGAUCCAAGCAGGGCUUGUGAGGGUGGGAUGUUUUUAGGGAUGGGUGGGGGGAAGUGCUUGAGUUUUUUCCUGCUGCUCAGGACUUUCUGAGCAGCAAUGAAGACAUGGGAGAUGCAGUUCUGGACUGACUCUCAAACAGAAGGUUCUUUCAUAUGGAAAUGUAUUUUUAUAUUACAUUUGUACAGAAUUUUCCCUAUUUUGAUCUCCCAAAAUUUUUAGACCUGUGCAUUGCUCAGAUUUGGUUUCUUUUGUGAGUUGUUAUAAAACAUGUAUUUUGUUUGGUAAUGUAUUAUAAAUGUAAAACUGCAUUUUGCUUGUCUAAUAAAUGUGCACUGUGGCGGUAUCUGUUUUAUUGUUUUGCUAACUUGAAUUCAUUCUUAAUAUGAAAAGACAAAACUUGAGUCAUUGUCAGCAUAAAUGUGUGGAGUGCAUUUACUAAAAAGGGCUUAAGAAGCAGGUAAUAGCUAAGUAUACUUGUUGAUAACAAAAGUUAGAGUUCAGUAAGGUGCAGACUAGUAUAUAGCAUUCCCAGGAUUCUAUUAAGAUUACAGUCUUAAGAUACGUGAGGGUUGAGGGUUCUGUCAUCUUGUUCCCCAUUACUUUUGGUUAUGGGUACUCAUACUAAAGUGAGUCUAAGACAUAGUAAGUGCUAUCUGAUAACCAAAGUAUGUAUAAGGAGAUGAGAAGGUCUGAGAUUUUGUGUUCGGGUGUGUUGAAGAAAUAAGUGUGGCAGAAAUAUUUACAAUGAACACGAAGAUCAUUUUGAAAAGGAUUGAGAAUAGAUUCAAGGGUGCGGAUUUAGAGACUCUUAGAGUUUCUCAGAGCUUUGUUUUGCCCGGUGAUAGCACUGAAUAACAACAUUGUUACAGCUCUAGGGGACCUGCUGGAAGCAUUUUAGGGGAUAACUUGAAGCAUCUCCACUUGUGAAUAGGCGUGUGGAUAACUUUGUUGCAAACUUUUUACUUCAUUUUGACCUGUUUUGUAAGUUGAUUGUUUUAAGUGCAAAGAGGAGGAAAUGUAUUUUUCUAGAAGAAUGAAUGUACCUGGGAUUUAAACGCUACAUAAAGCAUUUAAUGAGAAUGAAGGAGUAUCUUCCUAUGGAAUAUAUUUCAGUGAAGUUGUGUCAAAAUGUACUUCCUUUG
Messenger RNA from Strigops habroptila (Kakapo), 9637 nucleotides. It is a transcript of the gene CLEC16A, whose product is annotated as C-type lectin domain containing 16A. Gene Ontology annotation, biological process: endosome to lysosome transport; endosomal transport; regulation of autophagosome maturation. The coding region runs from base 152 to 3010 and encodes 952 amino acids. NCBI's taxonomy places the organism in Eukaryota, Metazoa, Chordata, Aves, Psittaciformes, Psittacidae. The record is from RefSeq and is a predicted model, not a curated record. Gene Ontology annotation, cellular component: late endosome; endolysosome membrane. The transcript has 25 exons.